This is a messenger RNA of Capronia coronata CBS 617.96, 1788 nucleotides long. RefSeq lists its product as uncharacterized. The record is from RefSeq and is a predicted model, not a curated record. The coding region runs from base 1 to 1788 and encodes 595 amino acids. NCBI's taxonomy places the organism in Eukaryota, Fungi, Ascomycota, Eurotiomycetes, Chaetothyriales, Herpotrichiellaceae. The transcript has 2 exons.
AUGGCCGAUCAACAGCGGUUUUUCGGCGAAACCUUUGACAAUGUCUCUCUCAGAUCAACUUUCGGGGGCAAGCAUGAGUCGGAACGGAUGAAGUUGCUUCGCGGCAAGAUUCAACAGGUACGGCAGCAUUGGGCCACAAAGGAGACGUAUGAAGAACUCACUCGGAUCGUGGGGGAAUAUUGUAAGCUGGGAAACCGACCCAAGCAGGUGAGAAGUGUCGUGUCUCGUCUGUUGUCGGGAUUUCAUGAUUUUGUCGACAUGGAUCGCGGGCCGAACCACCUGUCAAAUGCGGCGGCUCAGGAACAAUACGAUGCGCUGGAACUCUAUUGCUCAGCACAAGGCUAUACCUAUUUAUUCGGAGUCAUGGCGACGGCGCUUCGAGCAAGCGACCCUCAUGAUGAUCUGCUAUUGACCGCCACGGCAUUGACCGAGUAUUUGACCAUUGACCUCUACAAUCUGAGGCUGUCCCAGAUCGGUGAUCCUCAAUACGCCAAUUUCCAAGGGGUCACAUACCGUGGCCUUCGGAUCCCUCAGGCAAUGCUGGAGGAAUAUGAACAGAUCAUGGCAAGACCAAACUUGGCUGAGCGCAACUUUGCGGUGCCUUUGGCCUUGUUGUCCAGUUCGACAGACGAAAGGAUCAUGCAGACGUUUGCUGCACCAACGGCAAAGGAGUCACAGCUCGUCCGAAUGCACUGGACCAUUCACAUCCACGGCCUGGAUCCUGAUCUACUCAGAGCAUACCGACGUCGAUAUCCAAACAGUGUGGUCACAUCAAUAUGCGCAAUGCCCGUUGGCCGCAUCUCUCCCAUUGGUGAGAAGGAGGUAUUACUGAGAGGCGCCUUCUUCCAGCUCAUCGCCAUCGAAUCCGAGACUCACAAUGAUAUUCAGAUCGUCAAUCUUGUGGUUGCUAUGAUCAAUGCGAACAGAGAUCAUGGGAGUGAGCACGCUUCCGAUGAGGGCGAAAAACAGAGCCAGCGAGCAGCUUUCAACCGCAUCGUGGCUGCAUCCAAAUUCGAGGUGUGCUCCCGGUUAUCAGAGCAAUAUUCCGAGUCAGAUGCGAAAGAGUACAAGGAGUUACAGAGGCAAAGACUGGUCGAGGUUCGGAAAGAAGAUGACAUCAACGUGUCUCUGAAUGCCGACCUGGCCGAUGCAAGAUCUUCGAAGGUAGCCGUCUGGGUCGGAGGUGCUCUUGUCGACAGUUAUCCACGACACUAUGCAUCUCUUCGCCGGAAAUGGCAACAUGCUCUGCACAAAGGUCGCUGGAAAGAUGCACAAGAGAUCCUGGCAAGAGAGUAUGAUUGGAAGCGUCGUGAGUGGUUCAAUGUUGGGAAAUUGCAUGUCAAAAAUGAAGAUGUUGUUGGGGAGAACUUGAGCCUGCUGCAUGAGCUUGUCAACCAAACAGAUCUACAUGAAGGGAAACUUGCCUACUGGGACGAAUUGAUGCAUGAAGCAGAAAAGCCUGAUGUCUGGAGUGAGUUCAAAUCAAACAAUCUCGGCUUUCUGCGGUAUGGUGAUGACAAUGUUUUGACUGGACUGACACAACACCAAGAGUCUCUGCGAUCAUUCGACGCCGCUGCAAAGACUGCCGAAGAAAUGGCCCGUGACAACGGGCUCUUCGAAAUUGCUGAUCGUCUUCGGCCCAAGUUUGUCCACGAGUUCGUCCCUCAUGUGCUGGCGAAGCUUGAGACCCAAUUGCAUCAAACCAUGAAAGAAAAAGCAGGAGAUCUGGUGAGUUUCACAACAGUCGGCGUACAUAUUCACCACAACUGGCAAGCUCGGAUUAGCUGA